Molecule: messenger RNA, 400 nt
Organism: Suillus subaureus
Lineage: Eukaryota; Fungi; Basidiomycota; Agaricomycetes; Boletales; Suillaceae
Exons: 3
Coding region: 43-243 (66 amino acids)
Source: RefSeq, a predicted model, not a curated record
CCUUAACGAGUUGUCGGUUGUGUUUGUCAUGACAUCGUGUAAAUGUUCUUCUGCAUAAACCUCAUCUUUCAGCUGCCCACCUGCAUAUUACACUCAACCCGCAACAUUACCGAGCCAGCCCUAUCCAACAAUCGCGGUCUUGUUCUCCCCUCACUGCAUGGACAAAGACUCGGAUAUGUAUUUUUGCUCAAAGGUCCUUGCAUGGCCUCCACAGCAAGAAUGACCUGUGUAUCUAUCAGGUGAUGUUGAAAUCCAUGCAGUUACUGCCUGAGUGUCCAUCACUGCCACUACAUUUGUCAAUGACCGCAAGGCGCAAGCGCAAAGCUAUCGAUGAAGCUGAGCUGCCGGAGAAGAGGUACGGAAGACACAAUGCAUCAUGAUGGACAUUAACACUUGAAGA